AUGUUCCCUACAGUUUCUUCACUGUCCCCAAAGAUCCUUCAGAAAUCAAAAGGCGAUAGACAAAAGCUUGUCUGGAAAUCAGAUCCUACUGCACGCUACAUCAAGGCUGUCACUUCAGAAGUGUCUCAAGAGGGCGCAAUAUCAGAACUAAUCGUUGGGGCCGCCGUGUAUAACAUCUAUGGGGCAUCUCUCACAGACUCGGAACGAUAUCCACGGCCAAAAUCGUCCAACGAAGUUCCGUUAGGUGCUAACGAGCCGCUCUGUCUUCACUACUUUCAGACGCUGACCGAGGCUCGGCUGCAGUCGACCAAUGGCGAGCCUCAUGCAUACCUUGCGAAUCUUGUGGUUGAACCCAGCUUUCAAGGGCGUGGAAUUGGUACCAAACUAAUUGAAUUCAUGACAGCCGAUAUUACGGCUGAACUCAUGCAUAAUAAUCACAAGCAACAGAAUGCUGCUGUUGUAUGCUGGCUUGACGCUUCACCUUCGGGACUCACUUUAUACCGGCGUCUUGGAUGGGAAGAAGUGGGCGAGAAGCAAUUUCACCUCGAGCAAUGGGGUGGUAUAGAGGGACAAUGCCAGAAAAACCGUCCACAUGGUCAGACGGAUCUCUAUCAGUGGCUAAGGACGACCUUAGCAGCGGGAAUUGUAAGGCUUUUGAAAAACAACUUGUUCUGCAGCUAG
Molecule: messenger RNA, 681 nt
Organism: Trichoderma gamsii
Lineage: Eukaryota; Fungi; Ascomycota; Sordariomycetes; Hypocreales; Hypocreaceae
Product: acetyltransferase
Exons: 1
Coding region: 1-681 (226 amino acids)
Molecular function (GO): acyltransferase activity, transferring groups other than amino-acyl groups
Source: RefSeq, a predicted model, not a curated record